AUGUCUUCUCUUGCUUCGUGCAUCUUCUGCAAGAUCAUUAAGGGCGAAAUCCCUUGCUUCAAGCUCAUUGAGACCGAGACCGUGCUCGCGUUCAUGGACAUUGGCCCGAUCGCGAAGGGACACUGCCUCGUGAUCCCCAAGUAUCACGCUGCCAAGCUGGCUGACCUGCCGGAAGACCAGAUGGGAGACAUCCUACCUGCGCUCACCAAGAUCGCUAAGGCUUCGGGUUAUGAGGAUUACAACAUUCUCCAAAACAACGGCCGCCCUGCUCACCAGGAGGUCGACCACGUCCACUUCCACUACAUCCCCAAGCCUGCCGGCGCCGGCGACAAGGCAGGUCUCGUUGUUGGUUGGCCAAUCCAAGGGCUUUCAAAGGAGGAUAUCCAGAAGGCUUACGACGAGCUCAAAGGCAAGCUCUAA
Cutaneotrichosporon cavernicola is the source of this 420-nucleotide messenger RNA. RefSeq lists its product as uncharacterized. Gene Ontology annotation, molecular function: catalytic activity. The record is from RefSeq and is a predicted model, not a curated record. The transcript is spliced from 10 exons. NCBI's taxonomy places the organism in Eukaryota, Fungi, Basidiomycota, Tremellomycetes, Trichosporonales, Trichosporonaceae. Gene Ontology annotation, biological process: nucleotide metabolic process. Bases 1 to 420 code for a protein of 139 amino acids.